Molecule: messenger RNA, 10017 nt
Organism: Tetrahymena thermophila SB210
Lineage: Eukaryota; Ciliophora; Oligohymenophorea; Hymenostomatida; Tetrahymenidae
Exons: 13
Source: RefSeq, a predicted model, not a curated record
AUGGAUUAUGGAUUUUAUUUUAGAGAUAUUGAUAACGCUUAGAAGCUUAAGUAAUAAAAAAAAGAUAUUUUAGAAUAAGCCAAUACUAUAGUAGAUAAAGAAGAAAACUUUUAAGAAUAUUUGAAGUAAAGAUGGAAAAUAUGCAAGGGACUUUUUGCAGUUAAAUACUUAGAAAUUCACCUUGAGUUAGAUAAUAAAUUUCCAGAAAAUAGGUAUUUAUAAUAAACAAAAAAGGAGUAACAAUUGUAACUGUAACUAAUGAAAACAGAUGAAAAUUAUAUAAGAAAGUUAGAAAAAAGCUUAAACAAAUUCUUAGAAUAUAGAGAAUAAGUUACUGAUGAAGAAAUCAAAACUGAAAUUUUAAUUUUAGAUUUAGUUGUUUUGCUUUUUAAGAUAAGACUUGGUAUCAGAAAAUAGAAUUUACCAGAAAUAAUGGCUCUCUUUGAUGAUUAUUAAAUGUUCAUCAAAGAAAUGAUGAGUUUUUAGCAUUAUGGAUGGAUUAUAAUUUAAUCUAUCCUUAUUAUUUUUGGUAUGUGUAGAUACUAGACUGAAGAUUUUAAAGGAAGUGCAAUUUUAUUUAGAAAAGCUAUAAAGCUUAGCACAAUUAUGAUUUAAUCAGAUUUCUUUUUAGAAGUAUUUUUUUCUAACCCAGAGAAAAAAAUGAAGCUUUAAAUAAUCAUUUAUGACUGUGAAAUAUUACUAUCUAAGGCAAUAUUUGAAAUGACUAAGUGUCUCAAAGAAUCUAUAUAGCUUGAAUAAAUUAUACUCAAAAUAGAUAGUGAUGCUUUUCUCAAUGCUCAGUAAAAAUAAGAAAUUUUUGAGAAAUUCAAAAAACAAUAUGAAAAGCAAAGAGCUACAAUCAUAAAAAAUGGAGGCCAGACAAAAAACACAGAUUCUGAGCUAGGUUCAGUAACUAAUGAUAAACAAUUUUAAAGAAAGGACUCCUAACUUAAUUUUUAGAAACUUGCUUUAGAAGUUUCAUAAAAAUCAAAUAAGUUUUAGUAACAAUCAAACUCAAGCUAAAAAAAGAAAAUUGCAUUUUUGAUCAGCCAGAAAAACAAUGAGAAAUGGUUUAAAAAUGCAAUGCAAAGCAAUAAUAUUUAAACUAAUACUCCAGUCUUUCAUUAAAAUUCAAAAUAAAGUUUAUCAAGAGGAACAACCUAAAGUCUUUCUAGAGGUGGUAGUUUAGCCAAUUAAUCUCCUACUCAAAAGAAAGAAAAUCCAUUUACUUUACAAGUUCCUUCAUAAAAUAAUUCAUAAUUAAAUAAUUCUUUCUCAAAGCAAAUUAAACCUCAAGUAAAAAGCAUGCUUUUGUAAACUGUAUCAAAUUUAAUGUCUAAAAAAAAAUCUAUUUUAUAGUCACCUGCAAAUUUGGAAAUUCAGUCGCCAAAUCCUAACUUAGCUGCAAGAAGAUCAAUGGCUAGAUAAUCAAUUUUAGUAGGGAACACUAAUAUUAAAUAAUAUUUGGCCAAUAUCGAAGCUUAAAAAAACUCUCCCGGUAACAUCAAGUAGAGAGAAGGUCCUUAUGAGAUUGAUGACGAAGAUAUAGAAAAUUUAGGUAAUAAUCUUUCAGAAUUAAGUAUCACUCUCCCUCAUGAUAAUUAAAGUUUUAUGGAUCGCUUUACUGAUUAGCAAUAGGAAGAUAAAAAAUAUGAGAAAAUAAGAUCCUUGAAUUUUUAAAAUAAUAUGAUCAUAUAAAAAGAUAUUUUAGUAGAAAGAAUAAAUUUGUUUAAAAAGCUCAAAGGAGGUGCUAAAUUAUUCUCUGAUUAUAAUUUAGAAGAUUAAAUACAAGACAAGUAAAGACUUGAAAUUGAGUAAUCGCUAGGAAAAGAGGUAAAAGAAAGAUUCAAAUAGAAUCUAGUUCCUAUCUAUAAAGAAACAUAACAAUAAUAAUCUAAAUAACCAAGCGAAUAAAUCAUGGAAUAAAGUUAGCAAUCUUAAUAAUUUUAAAUUAAAAUAGUAUCUCAUCAUAAGAAAGCAAAAAGUAUGCAAUUUUCCGAUGCCUAACAUUUCUCAAGUACUUAACUUUCAAUGAAUCUUCAAUAAUAAUAGCAACCUAAGACUAAUAAUUAUAAAUCUAGCUAACAAAUCAACUCUUAAGAGAAAUUAAGUCAGCAUAAUUUAAGUUAAGAUAAAAAAAUAAAGAGCAUGACCAGCUUGAAAGGCCAUCACCAUCAUAGAGUUUAGUCAGCUUAAUUACACUCUGGAGGUAAAACUUAAAACAACUUAUUUUAAAAUACUUAAAAUUAAUAAAUGAAUGAAUAACAAAAACUAUAGCCAGUCUUUUAACAUCAAUUGGCUAUUCCACUUUAAAUUUAAAUAAAGAAUCAAAAUUAAAAUCCAUAUUAUAGUUAGAGUGCUUAAAUUUCUCCUCAAUCUAAUAAAAAUGUAUAAAAGUCAAAUAUCUCUAUUCUAUCUCCUUAAAAUAAAAAUUCUAUUUCAAUGAACAAAAUGAACAUAUACAAUUACCAAAAUUUUAUGAAAACAUCAUAAGAAUAAAAGUUCAGUAAUAUCAAAUAGUAAAAUGGUUCGGCCUCAAAGUAAUCAAUAAUCAAUUAAAUCAAUAGUUCAAGUAGUAAAAAAUAAAUUAAGUAAAAUUCUCCUGUUACUUCUAUGGAAUUCAUAUAAGACUACAAUGGAAAUAUUGGGUAUAAAUAAUAAAAGAAUAGCUUAAGUAAUAUCCAUUCACCAGAAAUGAGUUCUUUUUCAACUGAAAGAACUAAUGAUUCAAGGGUAUAUAAGUCUGCCACAGGAAAGAACUAAAAAAAGCUUUCCAAUAUCAUAGGAAUAGACCAAGCUAACUCAAUUAUGAAUGCUAGGCCUAAGUGGGAUUUGUCAUCAGCAAGUUCAACAAAAUACGAAGAAAGCAUAAGUCAAAAAAUGAAAAAACCAAAAUCGACAUUAAAUUUAAUAGAUUAAAUAAUUGGAUAAAGUUAAAUUAUAAUGGAAAAUUAAUAUGCAAAUCCUUCAGAUAUUCAUACUCCUUUCCCAUUUAUUUAAUAUGCCCUCAAGAAUGUCGAAAAAGAAAGAAUUUUACAAUAAUUAAUUUAAAAAUCCCAAACUAUUGGUUUAGUUCCCGAGAAUUAAAAGAAUUUCGUUAAAGAAGUUGUUUAAAAAAAAAGAGCAACUCCAAAGCACCUUGAAUAAGAUGAAGUUGAAAAGUUAUAAUAAAAUAUUAGAAGAGAAAUAUUAAAUUAGCAAUCAAAAAUAGAGGAAGAAAUCACUAAAACGGAUAUUGACAAAAUAGAAGAAUCCUUUAACAAGUACUUGCUUGACAAGCAAAAAGGUAUUUGUAUGGAACUUGAAUAAGAAAGAGAAAGGCUAAAAGCCUAAGAAGCUUAAGGCUAAGUAUAAAAUGAAAGGAAAUUAAAAAACAGCUAAUCCAUCGGUUUAGAAAAUCUAAAAAAAUAGUAAAGCAUCAAAGAUGAUAGUAUAAAAAUAUCAACGCACUUUUAAAACUAAUCUAAAAAUGAGAUUUCUCAUUAGUAGCUAUCUAAUUAAGACUCAAUAGUAGGUGAAGAGAAGUUUUUAGAAAUGUAGGAUAUUAGUAGAAAAUAGAAGAGAGAUGAUGGAGGGCUUAAAGAAUUGAUGGAUACUGAAGAAAGCUAAGAUGUUCUAUAUUAAAUUGAAUAAUCAAAAUAUUCAAAUAAUUAAAGCGAAUACCUUGAUAAAGUAGAUAUUUUAGAAGAUGAUGAAGAUGAAGUAUUGAGUUAAAGUUCGAGUGAGUUAACCCACAAAAAGACUAAGAAGAAACCUAUAAGCAUGAUCUUUCAAGAAAACAGUGACAACGAUGCUUUUGCUUCAGAAAAUAUUUUAAAAUAAUUUGAAAAUAUGAAAAAAAAUAAAUUUUCUGGUUAAGAUUCACUAGAAGAUUUAAGUGACGAAGAUAUAAACCAAAAAAAGCAAAAAACUUUCAAGUAACCCAGCUUUGCAGAAAUUUAAUCUUAAAUGGCUAGAGGAAAAAUUAAAAUAAGAAAGCAAAAAGCUCUUUCCUAAAGCUAAAUCUAAUUUAUCAUGAAUGAAGACUAAAAAACAAUGUUUUAGAUUAUAGAUGAAGACAAUAAGCAGGUCAACCUUGAGAAAAAUCAUCCAUCGUUUGAAUUCACAUUUUAUCACCCAUUCAAAAUAGACAAAAUAAAAAUCUAAUUGAAAGCAACUCCUAAUCCAGAUAAAACUUUUACAUAUUUUUUAACAUUUUUGGGAUAUAAUAUUAAUGAUUCUAUGAAAAUCGAUUUUAAUUUUAUUGGGAACUCUAAUGUGAAAAACUUAAUGGAUCAAUACACAAUAUGGCCUCUGGUUUUGGAAUCAAUAAAAAAGCAGCUAGCUUUUUAAGGGUUGGAAGAGAUGAUUAAUGAUAAAACAAUUCAUGAAGGAUAAUAUUUGAUAACAGAUCAAAAUUUACAAAAAUUAGAAGAUCAUGACUAAACAUUAAAUGAUUUGCACGAUUGGAAAGAAAAAAUAGCUCGAACUAAUAUAGGAAGCUAGAGUCUCGCCUAAAAAAAAUUAAAAGGGCACUCAUAAAGCGAAAAUAUUUAAUUUACUAAAGAUGGUCAAGCACGAGUUCUGAAAAGAUAAUCAACAUAUUUCAUGAGAACAAAAUACAAGAUGAAUUAUUUUUGUAAUUUAGAUAAAGAAGAAUAUAAGUAUUUGAAUGAAAAAGAUAUCAAAAGUAUUGGCUCAAUUAAAAAUCUUUUGAAUAAUUACUUUUUAAGUUGCUACGAGCACAGUUAUAGGAUAUCUGGUAAAUAACUGAUUAGAAAAAUAGAAUAAGAAGACAUUAAUUUCAUCUAGGCUUAAAAGACAAUUCAUGAAAUAUUUAAUUUGUAGAAAAAAAUAAGUAGAAUGUCAGCUAGAUAAUGCAUAAUACCUUAUGUUUGUGAUAAUGUUGAGCAAGGAACGUCUAUUCGCAUAAUAUUGCACAAAAAAGAAGAUGAAUCAAAAGUUAAUACAUCACACUCUUAGAGAAGUGUAAGCUUAUUGGACUAAUCGCUAGUUUUAACAAAGAGAGACAAAAUUUUUUUAAGUUAUUGGAUUAAAAAUUAAUAAAAUCAUAAUAAAAAAGAGUAGGAGUUAAAAAUUAAAUUGAGUGAGUUAUUAGUAUAAAAAAGAGAUGAUGUAAUAUGCUUUUUGAGUAAAAGAUUACAAUAAAAGUCUUAUAUUGGUACUCUGAUAAAAAAGCAAUAUUUAUUUAACUCUUAUUUCUAUAUUCAUAUCUACUUAAGCCACAAUAAAAUUAAAGACAUUAAUUUGGUUUCAACUAUAGAUAAGUACUGUAAAAUUAAAGAACUUCCAUUCAUUAUUUUAGUAGAUGCAGUUAACGUAGAUAGUCAAGAAAAAAUUAUUCCAUUAGAGCUUCCUAUAGAAACAUUAAUUGGCAUCUUUCCGAGAGAUGAGAUUCUUACUUCAAUAACCUAAUUAUUAUUGACUGGUUAAAUACAAAAAAAUUUUAAAAGAAAAUUAAUGCCUUUUAUUGAAGAAAAAAUUUUUAUAAUGCUAUCUACAAAUAACUAAAGAUAACGACAAGGCUACUAUUCUAUGAAAAGCAGUUAAACAACUUAAACAAAGCAGUAAAAAGUAGCAUUCUAAACUGCAAAAUUUGAUGAAUUUAGCUAAUUACACAUGGAUCCUUCUCUCAUUUAUCAAGAUCUACCUCGUAUAUUUUCUGAAAAAAUCAAGUAGUAGAUUGAGCCUACAAUUUAUGAAAAGCUAUUUGAAAAGCUAUUUAACGAAGUGUAUGAAAAAGAUUUCAUAAAUCGCAGAAAUGUUGAUGUGGAUGCUAUUUUCUAAAACAUCAGUUAAUAAAACAAUGUUUUAAAAUAGAAUGCCCUAUAGGAAGGAGAAAUCGAAAUGUAAAGCUAAUAAUAAAUUAAUACUUAGCAACAAAUGCUUUCUUUAAACAACUCUUUUACAAAUACCAAUUUAAUAGAUCAAGCUAGUAACUUAGAUGAAAGUCUUUAGUAUUAAUUUGGGACAAAUAAUUUCGAAGAUGUUGAUAAACAGAAUCCUACAUUCUCAGCAAAUCCUAUUUCUAGGAAAUAAUUAACACAAUUAUCUAACAACUAUUCAAACUUACUCAAUAAUAAUAAGUUCUUAAAUAUUACCAAAAACGUUAAAAAUGAAGUAAAAUAAUUAGAAAAGCACAGAAAAAGGAUUAUCAAAAACAUAAAAUUAAUUUAAGACAUUUAAAAUAACAUCCUUGCCUAGCCAAAUAUUUCGAUUAACAAUAUUAGCUUAGAUUCUUCAUUUGUUUCUACCAAUAACUUGUAAGGUAGUUUUUAUCAAAACGACUAAAACAUUCAGCUUAAUAAUAUUUAUAAGCAAGAAUAAGUUUUAGAUAAACUUUAUAGAUAACUUAGAAAGGCUGAUUAUCAAAUGGAUUGGUAAGUAUAUGGAUUGUUUGGAAGAUUUUUGAUAUAUGUAAAUGAGCUUGGAAAAAUAAAUUUUAAAAUUAACAAUUUCUUGCCAAAGCUUGAACUCACAUUUGACUAAAUUACCAACAAACAACAAAAUAUUAUUAUUAAUAUUUUAAGCUAUGCUGUCAAUCUAAGAUAUGAGGAGCAAAAGCCUAUUUAAAAUACUAAAACUAUGCUAAGAUAUAUGCUUUAAAACAUGGUUUAGAAAGACUUUAGAUCUCUUACUAGUUUUCGCUUUUUUCCCAGGAAACCUUCAGAGUAUGGAACAUAAUAAUUAAUUUUGUCUAACAAUAGUUCUGUGUAGUACCACUUAAAUCUUCAAACAAAAGAAUUUCUUUCACAAUACUCAAAUAUUAAAUAAACCUUUGCAUAUGGCUUGAAAAAUAUAGGAAGAAGUCUUGUUGUAGGUUUCAGCUUUACUUCUAAUUUAGAUAUAUCUUCAUCAAAAUACUCAAUUUUAUUAUCUAUUAAUGUUAUGCCACUUCUCUCCAAAACUAUUAUGUAUAAAACAAUAUUAAGCUUACAAGAUUUAUCUAUAUUAGACCCUCAGAAUAGUGUCCGAAUAGUUUCUUCUAAAAUGGCAAGCUCUAUAGUAAUGUCUACUUUCAAAUCAAUCCUGAAAAAGAGCGUUUUUAUAAAUACUUAAAUUGGGAGGUUACCUGUUUUUCACUAUUCCUAAACAACUUACUUAUUUUAAAUAAACACACCAAGCACUUCGAAAAGACUUUUUAAAACAUAAGUCUAUGAAGGUAAGAAAUUAAGUGGGAUAUAUUCAAGAAACAACUAAAGACUGAGAAGUUUGUAAAAUAAUCAAAACUUCGAAGAGGCAUCAGAAGCAGCUUUUAAUAGUUCUGUACAGGGAGAUGAAGAGAUGUUUUAAUGGAACAACCACUUAAAUUAAUUAAGAAUAUUUAGAAAUAGUAUGAUAAAACUAAAUUUUGAUUAAAAAGUGGCAGAAAAAUAAACCCAAAAUUUUCUAAAUGAAGAUAUUGUUAGAUACAGGUUUAUUUUUUCAAUCUCUAAAGUUUUUUAAAAUGAAUACAUCCUUGUUAGCGUCUUUAGGGAUUUACUUUAGCAAAAUUGGCUCAUUAAGUUUUACUUUCCUAGAAAUUGUAGGUAUCUUUAGUGUCACUUAGAUUCAAGUGAUUUAUUCUAGUCUAGCUCGAAGUUCCUAAAAAAGACUAUUAGCAAUCAAAUACUAUGGCUUAGUCAUGAAAAUGAAUACCAAGAUAUAUUUCAAUCUUACCUGGAUUUUUAAAAGCGUCUUAACUUAAAAGGGCUAUCGGAUAGCUCAUAAAUAUAAUAAUAAAAUGAAACAUUUAUUUAAAGCCCUGUUUUUCUAAAUAAAAAAAGAGGCACUCUACAUUUAAGUAAACAUGAUCUCAAAAAAUAUUCUAUUAUAUAAGCAAGUAAUGCCAAUAAUCCUGCUAAUGAACGUAGAAAUAUGAGUUAUGUUUUUCAAAAAUCACCAUUUAGCAGUAGAUCUCCUUCACCUACUAAAAGAAGUGAGAUAUCUCCUAAUUCAUAUAAAAAUGAAUACUAGUAGUCACCUUAAGGAAAUAAUGUUAUUUUAUCUAAAUUUUUUGUUCAAAAAAAAGCAGCUGAAACUGUUAAAAAUAAAAGUGAUAAAAUGAAAAUGAAAUCAAGCACUCAUAAAAAUUAGAAAAAAUCAAUUAUUCAAAAUGAACCUACUGUCGACAGCUAAUAUGAUAUGACAUCUAAAAGUAUCGGAAUUAAAACCGGAGGGUUUUAGGAUUACUUAAGGAGUUAUAUAUAAACUGAAAGAUAAAUCCCACUUAAGAAAAGGUAGCUUUCAGGAAUAUUCAAUGGGUCACAUGGAUCACUAAAUAAUAUUGGAUCAGAAAGAGCAUUGUAUGUUUAGCGUAACGAUAUUAAUAUUAAUAAUUCAUUUAAUGAAGAAAAUGAAAAAGUUAAAAAUCGUAGCAUUAAUAACUUACCAUAUAUAAUUCCAUCUAAUUCUAGUUUAGAAUAAUAAGAGAAAAAACAAUCCCAUUAAACAAGAACAAGCAAUCAUAUAGUGUUUGAAGAAUAAUUUAAAGAAAAAGAGCAUGAUUAGUCUUAGAAUUUAAUAAGAAGUAAGAUGGAAAAAAUCCAAACAACAUAAGAAAAUCAAACUGAAAGCAGAAGCGGAGAAAUAAAAGAAACAUCUUAAAAAUCGAUAAGUAGCUCCUAAAAAAUUAAAGAAAAAGAGGAAUAAAAAGAAAAUGUUAUUUAAAAAAAGAAAAAUUUGAGAGAUAUCGUACAUAAACAUUUGAAGUCUGUUAAAAUUAUAAAUAGUGUUAAGAGUAUUGUAGAGUAUUUGAAACCCAAAAGAAAUGAUAAAAUAAAUAGAAUAGAAAGAUUAAAAAAUAUGACUUUAAUCCAAGAUCAGUCUUUUAUAGAUACAAUAAAGCAGUUUGAUAUGAGCAAAAAUAUAAGAUUAAGAAAGCAAUAACAACACUUUAAGUUAAAAUAAGAAAAAAAUGAUAGAUAUUAUGAACUUAAAAUAUGGGAAAAUAUCAUUAAUUACUCAAAUUUGAGAUUAACAUGCUUAUAAUUAGAUUUAGGAGGAGAAGGAAUCAAUCUAAAAGAAAUUCUCAUUUCUAAAUAUCUCAGAGUUGAUAAGACCAGCGAGAACUUUUUCGAAAUAAGUAUUGACUUGCUAGAAGUUUUGUAGCAAAAAAAUAUGUAAAUAUAAAUGUAAAAUAAUGGUGGAUAGAAUUAGAAUUUUGAAAUCAACUUUAAAAAUAUUGUGACUCAACAUAUCGAGUAGUAAUUAAAUUAAAAAGCCAAAAAGAAAUAAGAAGCUAUACAAGAAGGAAUAAAAGAAGAGUAACUGAAAAACAACUAAAGUUCUAAGAAAGAUAGCACAAAAGAUAAUAAAGAAUAAACAUUUAGAAAAGUAAGAGAAAAUCCAAAUAGAAGUAUGACAUUCGUUAAAAAUUUUACAGGGAUUGAUUACUUCUACCCCAUAGAAUACAUUCAAUAUGCAGCAACAAGUGCAUUCAACUUUACUAUUUCUCAUAUGAAUUUAAAUUAAGCUACAUUCUAAGAUAUUUAUUUAAAUUGCAGAGAAAUAACAAAUGUGUUUAUUGCUGAAGGUUACUUUAAGUAUUAAGCUAAUUAUAUUUAUUCAAAUAUUAACUAUGCAGAUUUUUGCAAUCUUGCUCAAUUUAUCCUAUACAAAAUAUGUAAUUCUAAUUUCCUUGAAAUGUUAUAUGACAAAUCUGAAUAGAAGAGAAUUAAAAAGGAAGAUUUAAACAGAUUCAAAGUUAAUAACAUCCCUAAAAAAUAUAAUAAAAAAAAUAUUAGGUUUAUUAAUCCUCAAAACAUUUAAUUUAUGCACACAAAAAUUGUAAAUCCAUUUAAAAGAACGUACAUAAGAACUCUAAUAUCUACUCAUGAUAUGACAUUUAACUUAGAAAUGUUUUAAAUAUCAACAAAAAACUCCAUAAAAAUUACUAAAUCUUUUAUAAAAAUGAUUAAGAAAAUUCCAUUCCUUAGGCAACAUUUUGAAAUGGGAGAAAUAUUCUAUGUACUAAGGCACAUUACUGAUUACUAUGAGCAGUAGUUAACAAUAGCAUGGUCUCUUAAGUAUGUAUGA